Tarenaya hassleriana is the source of this 1737-nucleotide messenger RNA. RefSeq names its product aldehyde dehydrogenase family 3 member F1. NCBI's taxonomy places the organism in Eukaryota, Viridiplantae, Streptophyta, Magnoliopsida, Brassicales, Cleomaceae. The record is from RefSeq and is a predicted model, not a curated record. Gene Ontology annotation, molecular function: aldehyde dehydrogenase (NAD+) activity. Gene Ontology annotation, biological process: aldehyde metabolic process. Gene Ontology annotation, cellular component: cytoplasm.
UUUUCCCUUCUAAAAAAAGCAACCACUUUCCCUUGCUUCCUGGAGUUGCUUCUGCUCUGUGUCAGUGAAAGAAAAAACACGAGAGAGAGAGAGAGAGAGAGAGAGAGAGAGAGAGGCCAUGGAAGCGGAGAAGGAGAUGGUGGAGCAGAGCUUGGGAGAGCUGAGAGAGACGUUCGAGAGCGGGAGAACGAGAAGCCUGACGUGGCGAAAAACACAGAUCAGAGCCAUACUGGAGAUGAUUCACGACAACGGGGACAAGAUCUGCACUGCUCUGUUCCAAGAUUUGGGGAAACACAGCACCGAAGCUUACAGAGAUGAGAUCGGAGUUGUCCAAAACGCAGCUUCCACUGCUUUGAAAUCUCUCGACAAAUGGGCCUCGCCCAAAAAGAGCAACCUUCCUCUGCUUUUCUUCCCGGCAAAGGGGAAAGUGGUGUCUGAACCAUUCGGAACGGUUCUCAUAUUCUCCUGUUGGAAUUUCCCAAUCUCUCUGUGUUUGGACCCUCUCAUUGGAGCAAUAUCAGCAGGUCGCAGUUCCUUCCUCGCCAAGACAAUCCCAUCUUACUUAGACUCCAAAGCCAUUAAAGUCAUCGAAGGUGGACCCGAUGUCGCUGCCAUCGUCUUGCAGCAUAAAUGGGACAAGAUUUUCUUCACAGGUGGUCCGAAGGUGGGGAGGAUCGUGAUGUCUGCAGCUGCAGAGCAUCUAACUCCUGUGACAUUGGAGCUCGGUGGAAAAUGUCCUACCAUUCUUGAUGAGCACUCCAUCUCAGGGGACAUCAAGGUCGCUGUGAAGAGGAUCGCCGGAGGGAAAUGGGGUUCUUGCGGUGGACAAGCUUGUAUUUGUGUCGAUUAUGUUAUCGUCGAAAAAAGAUUUGCAUCAUCUCUGAUUGAUAUGCUCAAGAAAACGAUCAAGACGUUCUUUGGGGAGAAUCCGAAAAACUGUGGAUGUCUCUCAAGGAUUGUCAAUAAGCAACACUUUCAGAGGUUGUCUCGCUACCUUGACGAUCCUCGGGUUAAAGCUUCGAUCAUUCACGGCGGUACCACAGACGAAGAGAAGCUGUACAUAGAGCCGACAAUCUUGUUGGAUCCUCCUCUUGAUUCGGAGGUUAUGACAGAAGAAAUCUUCGGUCCUAUUCUUCCGAUAAUGAAGUUAAAUGACAUCAAAGAGAGCAUAGAGUUAAUCAAGUCAAUUCCGAAACCUCUGGCCAUCUAUGCAUUCACCAAAGACGAGAACCUAAAAACCAGAAUCUUGUCAGAAACCUCGUCUGGAAGCGUUACGUUCAACGACGUCAUGGUUCAGUAUAUGUGUGAUGCAUUGCCAUUUGGAGGGGUCGGACCGAGCGGGAUGGGGCGGUACCACGGGAAAUACUCGUUCGAAUGCUUCAGCCACGAGAAGGCGGUAAUGGAAGGAAGCUUGAAGGUGGAGAUAGAGCCGAGGUACCCUCCAUGGAACAAGUUCAAGCUCGCUUUCCUCCAACUGGCUAUCGGCGCCGAUUACUUCAGGCUUCUCCUCCUCCUCCUCGGAAUCAAGAGAGUAUAGUUUUAUUAUACAAUCGAUCCAAAUGUUUUCGUUUUUAGUUCUGUCAAGAGAAUGUAGUUUGCCGCCAUUAUGAGUGAUUUCCUGUCUUUUCUUACAGAACUUUCCAAAAGCUCCAUAAGGGUUUUUUUUUCAAUCUGUAUUCUCUUGUUUUAUACGCAACAGUGUGUUUUCGCCAUUGAAACAUGGGAGAUAUUAACGGA